This is a messenger RNA of Cornus florida, 2383 nucleotides long. RefSeq lists its product as uncharacterized. The coding region runs from base 456 to 1961 and encodes 501 amino acids. The record is from RefSeq and is a predicted model, not a curated record. The transcript is spliced from 5 exons. NCBI's taxonomy places the organism in Eukaryota, Viridiplantae, Streptophyta, Magnoliopsida, Cornales, Cornaceae.
CACCUCCGUCCCUAACCCGAAUUUUAAAUUUUUUUUAUCAUAAUUUAGUGGCUACCAAAAUUGCCCGGGCAGGGCAAGGCUGGGCAAAACUCCGCCAUCCCUCGUCUUUUUCUUCACGUUCCGGUUUGGAUUGAGAAUAUGGUGGUUCUUCUAUCGGAUCGGAUUCGAAAUUACCCAUCGUUCCAUGUUACAAGCCUGCGAGUCUCUUACCCAUCAUUUCGAAGGUAAAAGGUCGAGAGAGACGAUUUAGAGGGUUUUAAGACUGAACCCUCACUCACGGUGUUCCGUCAAAAAUCCACUCACGGUGUUCCGUCACAAAAUCCACUCACUGUAUUUUCACUUUCAUCACCAUCUCUCUCCGGAGUUCCAACCCAUAUUACGUUUCUUUGCCGCCACUGCGCUUAUAUGUGCCUUGAGCAUUAAGGAUAAAGAAUUGAAAUGAUUGCUAUUGUGGGAUGAAGACAGUUGGAAUCAAAAGUCCCCAGCUAUUGAUAUUUGUUGAGACUUCAAGGAUGUCAGUUGAUCCUACUUUUGUUGAUGAGGAUGCAUCAUCAGGCUCAGGAGAGGACGUGACCAUGUUAGAUGGACACAACAAGCAUGAGUCUGGGACAGGUCCAGGUCGUCGCAAGAGAAGUCGAAAGGCAACUGGUGAUGCUAUAGUUGAUGCUAUGCUAGAAAUAGCGGCAGCUUCAAAAAUGAGGGCAACUGCAAUUAUGAAGAGUGUAGAUCGAUUUUCUACAAGCAAAUGCAUAAAAGUAUUGGAUGAGAUGCAAGAUAUAUCAGCCGGCAUGGAUGACGUUGACUUAGAAUUGGACGAGAUGGAAUUAGUUGCAGCAGCUGCUGGUUACUAUUACUAUAAUAGUAUAACUAAGCAGCCCUGUCGUAGUGUGUCACCCAGUGGAUCUGGGUUUAUGACUGAAAUACUGAAUGGUGAUCAUGAUGUAUGUCGUGAAAUGUUUAGGAUGGAUAAACAUGUUUUCCACAAGUUAAGUGAAACUCUUCGACAAAGAGGCAUGCUACGUGAUACAGCUGGUGUAAUGAUAGAGGAGCAGCUGGCAAUUUUCUUGAACAUUGUUGGGCACAAUGAGCGUAAUAGAGUAAUACAAGAACGUUUCCAGCAUUCAGGAGAAACAAUAAGCAGGCAUUUCAAUAAUGUAUUGAAGGCGAUAAAGUCGCUGUCACGUGAAUUUCUACAACCACCUCCAUUCUCAACUCCUCCAGAAAUCGUCACAAGUAACAGAUUUUAUCCAUAUUUUAAGGAUUGCAUUGGAGUAAUAGAUGGCAUGCAUGUCCCUGCACAUGUCCCAGCGAAAGAUCAAUCCCGGUUUCGUAAUAAGAAAGGUGUUCUAUCGCAAAAUGUUUUGGCAGCUUGCACAUUAGACCUGCAGUUCAUAUUCAUUUAUCCUGGUUGGGAAGGCUCGGCUGCUGAUUCACGUGUAUUAAGAGCAGUCCUUGAUGAUCCAGAUCAGAAUUUCCCUCAAAUUCCCCAAGGCAAAUACUAUCUUGUUGACGCAGGUUACUCAAAUAUGGAGGGAUUUAUUGCUCCAUAUCAAGGAGUUCGGUACCAUCUCCAUGAAUACAAAGGUGCUAAUCAAUUGCCAAGAAGUGCAAAGGAGCUAUUUAAUCACCGACACUCAUCUUUAAGAAACGCCAUCCAGAAAUCCUUUGAUGUGUUGAAAGCUCGAUUUCCUAUUCUCAAACUUGCCCCUCAAUAUGGUUUCCAUAUACAAAGGGAUAUAGUUAUAGCAGCGUGUGUUAUACAUAACCAUGUCCGGCGAGAGGAAAAAAAUGAUUGGUUGUUUGCUAGUGCUGAAGGUGGGGCAGUUGAAGAAUUGCCUGAUGUUGAUGAACCUGAUAUGCAUCUGGCUUCCUCAAUACAAGAACAGAUUGCUUCCGCGAUGCGGGACUCAAUUGCUGCAGAAAUGUGGAAUGACUUCAUAAAUAAAUGGGAUGAGUGGUGAUUAGUAUUUAGCAGCAAUGAGGUCCCUGCGGAGUUGCUGUAUUACUUGCGUGAAUCUGGGAACUGGGUGUUGGUUAGGACUCGGAGAGAGUUUCCAGCCUCCUGCUAAACAACCAUUGUUAUUCGGUUUCUGUCUUCCUCUCUCUCUCUCUGCCCCUACUCCUGCUCCUUGGUGUUUUGACUAGGGAUUGGGAAGGGGGGUUGGAUUGGUUUCUAAUUAUUCAUGACACUCUCGAUCGAUCGAUUUGUGUAUAUAUAUAUCAUGUCAUGCAAGUUUUUGUAGCAGAUGACAAUUGGUGAUGUUGGUUUUGGGCUAUUGCUGUUAUGUUAUUCAAGUGUAAGACAAUUGGUGAUGUUGGUUUUGGGCUAUUGCUGUUAUGGCUGGUUAAAAAGGUAUUUUAUAUUUGGUAUUGUUCAUUGCUA